AUGAAGAACUUGGCGUUGCUGCUAAUCGCUUAUAUUUCAGGUAAGUUUUUACCAAAGUCCAUAAUUCAUACUGAGUUUCUUUGCGGUAUUUAUUCAGCAUCCUCCAGCGCUUUGCAUAUUAGAAGCCCCACCGCACCGUUGAAGAGAACGGAAAGAGACAUUCUAACCGGAAUAAAAGAAAGAUACCAGGAACUGAUGAACAAGAUCAUCCAGAAUUGCAAAGCGAACGAUUUGGACGAGCAAGGCGCCGCCCAUCUGCAGGAAUUGUACGAUAAAAUGCGAGUAUGCAUAUCCGAAAAUCAACUGUACUCUAUAUCGCGAGAUGAAUACAUCCAGCACAUUACUCGGUGUAGCCAAGAUGCUAGAAGGGCCACCACGACUUGUUUGCGCAGCAAUCAGAAAUGGUUCCCGGAUUUCGCCCUGAAUUUGGCUAUAAGCAUUGUAAAUUUCCUCUACGAAUACAAAAAAGUUAUGAUCGUGGAAAUUCCGUAUUGUCUAGCGCAAUUUAAGAAUUUCGACGUCCAAUUAUCGUACGCGCAGUGCUUGUUAGAACACGAGAAAGACUCCACCGAAUACAGAUCGAGCACCAUUUUCUCCGAUACACCGGAGGAGUUGUGCAGGAAAUUCCUACGCACUUCAGAAUGCUUCUCGAAAGUGGUGAAUCUAAAUUGCGACAUGACUCCUACGCUCACGAAUUUCGUCGAAGAAUUCGCCAAAUCGAGAGCGAAACCCUGUGAAUAUUACAUGUAA
Phyllotreta striolata is the source of this 750-nucleotide messenger RNA. The record is from the annotation of a GenBank genome assembly. Lineage: Eukaryota; Metazoa; Arthropoda; Insecta; Coleoptera; Chrysomelidae.